Hermetia illucens (black soldier fly) is the source of this 1545-nucleotide messenger RNA. It is a transcript of the gene Polr3E, whose product is annotated as DNA-directed RNA polymerase III subunit RPC5. The transcript has 6 exons. Bases 127 to 1488 code for a protein of 453 amino acids. Gene Ontology annotation, cellular component: nucleus; RNA polymerase III complex. Lineage: Eukaryota; Metazoa; Arthropoda; Insecta; Diptera; Stratiomyidae. The record is from RefSeq and is a predicted model, not a curated record. Gene Ontology annotation, biological process: DNA-templated transcription.
GAACUGGAGAAACGUCAAAGUUGAAAGUGACAUUAGACAUGUAAGCACGAUCCGUCUCGGCGUAAAGUGGUAAGUGUUCAAAUCUCGAGCACGAGUUUAAUCUAGUGCUAUAUCAACGGUCGAAUAAUGGAGGACGAAGAGGAUUGUGUCGUCGAAGAGAUUCCAGUGUUCCUGGCAAAAGGGUUGCAGGACAACGUGUGCAUUUUUCAGUACCCUAGCAAGACAAACCAAACGAAUUUCGAUACGGCCCGGGUAUUGAAUUGUUGUGUGAAACCGAUGAACCAGGAAGUGAAAAUAGAUUUCGCCUUGGACACAGAUUCGAAAUUCUAUGACAGCUUCAAAGGAGAGCAGCUUGCAAUGGCAGCAGAUGGAAAGGGGACAAGCAAAGCAGACCGACCAAGCUUCCGAAGUGGUAUUAUGGAUAAAUUGUCUUACGUUAGUUCGAAAUCCUUGGACGACGUGAACAAGUAUGUAGUGGGCAUUCUGCAGGAUGGCGAAGUUCACAUGACUACUCUGAAAUCAGUGCUACAACUGCGACCGAAUUUUUCAUACUUUGACAAAGAGGACAAACGCACCAAGGCAGAACAAAAAGCUGCUAAUGAUGAAAUGGACGACGAAGAAGUUCAGCAAGUGACAGUGAAAUUCUCACGCAACGAUAACGAUCGAGUGAAGAAGGCUCGCGAGAAGACGUAUGACUAUUUCAUAAAAAAAUCAGCCGAAGAGCCUUGGUGCGAAACACUUUGGUGUUCGAAAGACUCCACUACAGCUGAACUCGAGAAACAAAAACUAUUCGCAUCACGCACUGAAUCAACAGGUCAUGCGCUGGGACUCAACUCUGAACAAUAUCUGGAUAAAUUACUUUCACAUGAAAGAUCGGAGGCAGAUAUUGAAAGUAUAUUGCCCAGUAAAGUAAUCAGUAAAUCUAAACUUAAGACCCUGGCGUUAACGGAUCAGAUCCAGACUAUACUCAAAGACACAAAAAUGAUCACAUUUGCUGGUUUGAUGUCUAUUUUGGAAUCGUGCGAUAAAAACAUUACGGCUGAAAAGGUACUUCGUACCUUACCACUAGUUGGUGUUCUACUCCACGGCAAUUGGGUAGCACAAUCAGAGGUGUUAUAUCCUCCAAAAAGCGUAUCUAACACGAAUGGCGUGCCUGAUGAGCUGAUGGUUCGCGCUAGGGAUUACAUAUUAUACAAAUUCAGUAAACAGGACUAUUUGAAUCGUCGGAAAGUCAUAAUUUCGACGCAAUUGCCAUAUGAAGAGGUCUCAGAAAUACUUCAGUCUGUAGCUCGUCUCAAUGUGGAGAAAAAGUGGGAGUUGCUCCUACCACCUGACCACACGUUUGAAGCACGGUACCCGGAUUUGGUACAGCGACAGGAGAUGAUGUGGCGAGCGAGAGAGAACGCCUUUAAUGAAAUGGAUUACGAGAAAUCACCGAAGCGAGUGCGGAAGCGAUCUCUACGUGAGCCGAAAAUUGAAAAACCGUAGAAUUGUUUUUAUGUUUUUGAUAGACGCUACGACAAAAAUAAAUCGAAAUUUUUUUAU